This is a messenger RNA of Haliotis rubra (blacklip abalone), 1329 nucleotides long. Its product is annotated as polysialoglycoprotein-like. The coding region runs from base 1 to 1329 and encodes 442 amino acids. The transcript is spliced from 2 exons. The record is from RefSeq and is a predicted model, not a curated record. NCBI's taxonomy places the organism in Eukaryota, Metazoa, Mollusca, Gastropoda, Lepetellida, Haliotidae.
AUGAACAUCUAUCUGGAGAGAGGAACAGAGCCAACCCUGAUGAGAAUCAAUCUAGAGAUGGGAACAGGGCCAACCCUGAUGACCAUCUAUCUGGAGACCCAUGGGAACAGGGCCAACCCUGAUGACCAUCUAUCUGGAGAUGGGAACAGGGCCAACCCUGAUGACCAUCUAUCUGGAGAUGGGAACAGGGCCAACCCUGAUGACCAUCUAUCUGGAGAUGGGAACAGGGCCAACCCUGAUGACCAUCUAUCUGGAGAUGGGAACAGGGCCAACCCUGAUGACCAUCUGUCUGGAGAUGGGAACAGGGCCAACCCUGAUGACCAUCUAUCUGGAGAUGGGAACAGGGCCAACCCUGAUGACCAUCUGUCUGGAGAUGGGAACAGGGCCAACCCUGAUGACCAUCUGUCUGGAGAUGGGAACAGGGCCAACCCUGAUGACCAUCUAUCUGGAGAUGGGGAACAGGGCCAAUCUGAUGACCAUCUGUCUGGAGAUGGGAACAGGGCCAACCCUGAUGACCAUCUGUCUGGAGAUGGGAACAGGGCCAACCCUGAUGACCAUCUGUCUGGAGAUGGGAACAGGGCCAACCCUGAUGACCAUCUAUCUGGAGAUGGGUCAGGGCCAACCCCUGAUGACCAUCUAUCUGGAGAUGGGAACAGGGCCAACCCUGAUGACCAUCUAUCUGGAGAUGGAACAGGGCCAACCAUCUAUCUGGAGAUGGGAACAGGGACCCCCUUGAUGACCAUCUGUCUGGAGAUGGGAACAGGGCCAACCCUGAUGACCAUCUGUCUGGAGAUGGGAACAGGGCCAACCCUGAUGACCAUCUGUCUGGAGAUGGGAACAGGGCCAACCCUUGAUGACCAUCUGUCUGGAGAUGGGAACAGGGCCAACCCUGAUGACCAUCUGUCUGGAGAUGGGAACAGGGCCAACCCUGAUGACCAUCUGUCUGGAGAUGGGAACAGGGCCAACCCUGAUGACCAUCUGUCUGAGAUGGGAACAGGGCCAACCCUGAUGACCAUCUGUCUGGAGAUGGGAACAGGGCCAACCUUGAUGACCAUCUGUCUGGAGAUGGGAACAGGGCCAACCUUGAUGACCAUCUGUCUGGAGAUGGGAACAGGGCCGACCUUGAUGACCAUCUGUCUGGAGAUGGGAACAGGGCCGACCCAUCACCAUCUUUCUAGAGAUGGGAACAGGGCCAACUCUGAUCACUAUCUAUCUGGAGACUGCUGGGUAUAUAAGUAUUGUCUUACACCACUUAAAGCAACAUUACAGUAUCUACACACGAUAUGGACUUCACACACUGUGCCCAUGUGGGCAGGAAGACUGUUGUAA